UGGCAAUGACGCGUGCAGUGAGACGGACCUGUUCAUCUAAAGGUGUCUGUGUUUCAGCAUUUGAGACGGAGUUAAGACACCCGAGGGCUACCACACACACUCCGGACACAUGUCCCGGCUCGUGGCGAGGUAAAGAUUGAUGGAUGCAGAUCUAAAGAGCUGUCGGAGGAAGUGGAUGCGAUGUUUCCUGAAGGCAACGUCUGGUCCACCUUCAUAUUCCUUUUCCUCCUGACCAUCGGAGUGCCCGCAGAGAAAAUCUGCUCUGUGCACUCAAACCAAGAAGUCCUCAUGGGCUCGAGCUUCACGAUCUACUGCAUCUUCAAAAAGGAAUGCAACAAACUUGUAUACCAAGAUGAAAUGGUCGUAAGUGGCAGCAGCUGGAACUCAACCGUAGCGAUCAUGAACAUCGUGAAUCUAACGCGGACCACCACCUUCACGUGCAAGUGUGUCAACGAACCAGAACCCUGUGGCACCGACAUCGUUCCGGGGUAUCCACCUGCAGUUCCACAGAACCUCACAUGCAUUCAGGAAGGAGAAUAUGGCAACGUAAACUGCACAUGGAAAACAGGAAGGGAAACGCACAUCAAGACCACAUCACACCUGUGGGUACAAGGGGAACCGUCUGUAAGAUAUAAAAGUGUUCCAGUCCACGACGGGACCCAUUCGGCUGUGUUUCCUGUCUCGGGCUCAGAGCGCAAGUUCUCGGUGUGGGUUCAGGCUAGAAACAGUCUCAACUCUGCGAACUCCACCGUGCUCAGCUUCACGCUUAAUGAAAUAGUUAAACCGCUGAUCCCCAAAAUCACAGAGGUGAAAUGUUCCUCAAGACAAUGCUGGCUCUAUCCGAACAACACGCAAAACGUUCAGCUGGUAGAGAUCCGAUACAGAGAAAACCAGGACAGCUGGAGCACCGUCUCACUCAAUAACUCGAAUUCGCAGACGAGCUGGACCAUACCAUCGCUGAACCCGUACAGCACCUACACAUUCGAGGUCAGAUGGAAAUUCGGCGCAGCGAGAGGCCUGUGGAGCGAGUGGACCCGCGUCAAGAACAAGACCGAUGAAGAAGCUCCUGUAGCGAUGCUUGAUGCAUGGUAUAUUGAAGAACCCACCCAAAAAGUCACCAAGUCCUACCAGAUAUUUUGGAGGGAGCUGAAGAAAUCAGAAGCCAGAGGAAAGAUCCUGCAGUACAACGUGACCGUGAUGGGUAAGGAAACCAGGAACACGAGCACUAUCAAAAAUACCACCACCGUGUCCUGCUUUCCCUGCAACGUGUCCAUUUCUGCCAUGAACUCAAAAGGCCAGUCUCCUGCCCGACUCAUUCAGCUGCAGCCUAUAGAAAUUCUCCAAUCAUACCACGUGUCACACACCGUCGUGAGUAAUCACAGUGUCGCCCUCUCCUGGCCGAGCCGUGACGGUGCGGACCCGGUGACGGAGGUCUUGGUGGAGUGGUUUGCUGUGAGUUGGAAACCCGUACUUCAGUGGAUCCGAGUGGGAAGGGACCGGAACACAGCACUCAUUACUGGUUUGCAGCCCUCACAGUGCUAUGAAGGUGCCGUGGUCUAUCUGCACUCAUCCCGAACAAAAAAAGUCACCUUCUCGGGAAUCUCUACUUGGCAGACAGCUCCACUACAGAGUCCCAAGUCUAACAUUGCUGUAAAAAGUGACAGCGUGGAAGUCAAAUGGAAGGAAAUCCCUCUGAAGAAGCGAGGAGGCUGUCUGAAACACUACACCAUUAACCUGAAGAAUUCAGAGGAUAAAAUUCAGACUUACAAUGUCUCACACACUAUGAGAGAGUUUACCAUCAGCGGCCUGAUACUGGGACAGAAGUACAGACUGUGGGUCUCAGCCUGGACUACGGCAGGAGAAAGUCCGAUAGAAAAUGAGCAUUUUUUCAAACCAGUCCAGACAAUAGAUGAGAGACCCGUGGUUCUACUCAGCGCGGUCGGGGGUGUCGUUUUCUUCACCUGCCUGUGUCUCCUGUGCUUGUGUCAGUUCUCCUUGGUACAUAGAAGGUUAUCAGGAUGCUGUCACUGCCUCAUGCCGAGCAUCGUCCCCGAUCCUGCGAACAGCAAAUGGGCGAAAGAAUGUACAAGUGAGAAGGGCGAGAUGAAACUGCAGCUGCACCUCAGCGACUGGAGCAUGAGCGAAAAGGAGCCGGAUACGGUCGAGGUGGAGGAAUUUCCCCAUUGUCCCGAAGACGAGACGGUCUCCCCCGAGGAGACACUACUCCCAGUCCAGUCCGAAUCGGCGCCGUAUCAACACAACAUCCCCAGCUCUUACCUCAAAAGCUUCUCCAACGAGUCAAGCAGCUCAGACGCCACCCAGGCCUCCAGGAGCACAGGCAUUACCGUGGACUACAUUUCCACUCACGGAGCGAUCAGCGGAGGAGAAGAGGAGGACAACGAGGACGAGGAGGAGGAGGAGGAGGAAGACGGCGAUGAGGAGGAUAAAUUCGGCUUCAAGUUCUUCCCCUGUCCGAAGAGCCCCUUCUUAGAUCCGCUUAUAUCCAUCGGAGGAAAACUGACUCUGGACUCGGUGAAAAUCGACUGCAGUGAUUUCUUAGAUUGCGCAUGAACUCCUGUGUUAAUGAAGGUUGUGAAACCAUCCGGAAAUUUGCCAUCUUUAUCAUUUUUCUUUUGACGCAAACUGACCCUAAAUGAUUAACACUAACACCUGAUCCGUACGUUCAUGUUAACUAUGAAGCAUCACUCAAGCAAUUCCCUACAUUAUUCUUUUCCGAGCUUUAAUGUAUUUCUUUUUUUUUUUUUUUUGUUUAUGACUUACCUCAGUUUAAUAUUGUGCAGGUGUAAAUACUUUUGUACAUAAUAGUUUGUCUUUGUGACUAAAAGCCUUAAGGACGUUUGUAUCCGACGGACAUGCUGAUUGUAAACUUCUGUUAUUGUAAUUAAAAUACAACACAUUA
This is a messenger RNA of Clarias gariepinus (North African catfish), 2920 nucleotides long. RefSeq names its product interleukin 12 receptor, beta 2a (gene il12rb2). Gene Ontology annotation, cellular component: signaling receptor complex; external side of plasma membrane. Gene Ontology annotation, molecular function: cytokine binding; cytokine receptor activity. The coding region runs from base 181 to 2571 and encodes 796 amino acids. Lineage: Eukaryota; Metazoa; Chordata; Actinopteri; Siluriformes; Clariidae. The record is from RefSeq and is a predicted model, not a curated record. Gene Ontology annotation, biological process: cytokine-mediated signaling pathway. The transcript is spliced from 16 exons.